AUGUUCGACAAGAAGUCCCCCAAGGGGCCAUGGCCCACGCCGCCCUUCGACCCGCGCUUCCCCAACCAGAACCAAACCCGCAACUGCUACCAGAACUUCCUGGACUACCACCGCUGCGUGAAGAAGAUGAACCGCCGCGGGAAGAGCGCGGAGCCCUGCGAGUAUUUCUUCCGCGUGUUCCACUCGCUGUGCCCCAUCAGCUGGGUGGAGCGCUGGACCGAGCAGAUUCAUUCGGGGACCUUCGCGGGCAAAAUCUGA
Messenger RNA from Pteronotus mesoamericanus, 258 nucleotides. Its product is annotated as cytochrome c oxidase subunit 6B2. Gene Ontology annotation, cellular component: mitochondrial crista; mitochondrion; respiratory chain complex IV. The transcript has 3 exons. Bases 1 to 258 code for a protein of 85 amino acids. Lineage: Eukaryota; Metazoa; Chordata; Mammalia; Chiroptera; Mormoopidae. The record is from RefSeq and is a predicted model, not a curated record.